GACUGGUCUCGAGCAGUACCUUUAUGCUGCUAUGCGAUGAAUAUUCAAACAUCAAGACAAACUAAAAAUAGUCCAUAUGCAUUAGUAUUUGGACAAAACCCUUUACGGCAUUUUACAAUAUUAAAAGAAAUCAAAGAUCGACAUAUUAAUUCGGAAGAUGAGUUACCUGAGAAUUGGUUCGAACCAUCCGAACCUCAAGAUGAUUUUGAUCAGCAGGAAGUUGUAGAAUCACUUUUAGGAGCCGCAGCAUUAAACAUAGAAGAGCAGGAAUUGCUUGAAUAUGAAUUGGAAAAUUAA
Dentiscutata erythropus is the source of this 297-nucleotide messenger RNA. The record is from the annotation of a GenBank genome assembly. Lineage: Eukaryota; Fungi; Glomeromycota; Glomeromycetes; Diversisporales; Gigasporaceae.